Messenger RNA from Manihot esculenta (cassava), 3753 nucleotides. Its product is annotated as pentatricopeptide repeat-containing protein At5g14080. Lineage: Eukaryota; Viridiplantae; Streptophyta; Magnoliopsida; Malpighiales; Euphorbiaceae. The record is from RefSeq and is a predicted model, not a curated record. Gene Ontology annotation, molecular function: protein binding. The coding region runs from base 219 to 2177 and encodes 652 amino acids. The transcript is spliced from 2 exons.
UAUAAAGUUAUCAACCACAUCAACGCUCAUCAAAUGGAGCUAUGUCGUUAUUGUGACAUAACCCAACUUAAUCCUAUUCAUCCUUUAUAGUACUAACGAAUGGAAGCAAAGUCCUCUUUCGCUAAAUUGGAAAUUCUAAAGUGUAUCUUUCAAUAAAAAAACUCCUGGCCUUUUGCAGCGAUCGGCUAUCGUAAGCAUUUUGCUCUUCUGAUCAUGAGAUGAGACCUGCAAGCGAGAUAGCUGCUCGGAUAAGCGAAGCUCUGAUUUCUGCGUCAAAGAAAGCAAACCCAGCCCUUUCAUGGACGCCAUCGCUCGAGCGCAUUGUACACAGCCUCGGAUGCCGGAGCUCACUGAGUCCCUCACUCGUUGCCCAAGUCAUCGACCCUUGCCUCUUGACUCAUCACUCUCUCGCACUCGGUUUCUUCAACUGGGCCUCUCAGCAACCUGGAUUUACUCACACUUCACUUACUUAUCAAUCAAUCCUUAAAUCUCUCUCUCUUUCUCGUCAGUUCAAUUCUAUAGAGUCUAUCUUAAAGCAAGUCAAAGCCCGAAAAUUCUCCCUCGAUUCUUCAACUCAUCGCUUUGUCAUUAAUUCUUUAAUUCAAGGGAGCAAGACCCAGAACGCAUUUUUGCUUUUUACCGAGGUUAAAUCACAAAUUUUAGAUAUUGGGCCAGAGACAUGUAACUCGCUUUUGGCUGCGCUGAGUUCUGUCGGGUGUUUUGAAAAUGCACAAAGGGUUUAUGAUGAAAUGACAACGCGAGGUGUUCCUUUUAGCACUAUGGGUUUUGGCGUGUUUAUAUGGAGGUUUUGUAGAGAUGCUUAUUUGGCUAAGGUUUUGACUAUGUUAAACCAAGUAAAAGAGGGUAAUUCAAUGAUUAAUGGGUCAGUUAUUGCACUUUUGAUUGUUCAUGGUCUUUGUCAGGCUUCCAGGGUGGAUGAGGCUUUGUGGAUAUUGAAUGAACUGAGGAUUAGAGACUGCAAACCAGAUUUUAUGGCAUAUAGGGUCGUGGCUGAAGCUUUUAGAUCACUGGGGAGUGCGGCUGAUGUGAAUAAGGUUUUGAAGAUGAAGAGGAAGCUAGGGGUGGCACCGAGGAGUAACGAUUAUGGAGAGUUCAUUUUGAUUUUGAUUAAGGAAAGACUGAUUUAUGAAGCGAAAGAAUUAGGUGAAAUUAUUGUGCACGGUAAUUUCCCAAUUGAAAUUGAUGUGCUGAAUGCAUUGAUGGGAUCAGUUUCCAGUAUUGACCCUUCUGCUGCGGUGUUGUUUUUUCAUUUCCUUAUUGGAAAAGGAAGGUUACCAACUCUUUUAACCUUGAGCAACUUGGGCAGAAAUCUUUGUAGGCAUGGAAAGAUUGAUGAAAUGCUGGAGGUGUACCAUGUCUUGACUUCAAAUGAUUAUUUCUCUGACAUGGAGAGUUACAAUGUGAUAUUCUCAUUCUUUUGCAAGGUUGGGAGGGUAAGAGAGGCUUAUGGGAUCCUUCAGGAGAUGAAGAAGAAAGGACUUGGCCCGGAUAUUGCGAUGUAUAAUUCUUUAAUUGAAGUGUGUUGUAGAGAAGAUUUAUUGCGUCCUGCUAAGAAGCUUUGGGACGAGAUGUUUGCAAUUGGAUGUGGUGUGAAUUUAAAAACUUACAAUACUCUUAUAGCAAAAUUCUCAGAAAUAGCCGAAGUGGAAGAGGCUUUAAGGCUUUUCAAUCACAUGUUGGAGAAAGGGAUGGCACCUGAUGCUACAACUUACGCAUCCCUUCUCAAAGGACUUUGUCAAGAUACCAAGUUUGAUGCUGCCAUUGAAAUUUUCAAUAAAUCAAUUAAUCAGGAUUUGGUGUUGGCACAAAGUAUAUUGAGCACAUUCAUUCUAAACCUGUGCACAAAAGGUCAAUUUCUUGUAGCUUCUGAGUUGCUCUGUGGCCUUGCCUAUGACAUAGGACAUCCAGAUUCCCAUGUUGUUUUGCUAAAAUGUUUAGCUGAUGCUGAAGAGGUUCCGAUUGCUGUUGAACAUUUGAAACGGAUUCAAGACAUGUCUCCUUCAAAGUUACAAGUCAUAUUUACUGAGCUUUUGGCCUUGCUUUCUUGUUCUUCGAAACCAGAAUCUAUCUUGUUCUUGCUUCAAUCCAUGCGUGAACAUUGUAUGGAUUCCAGUGGUGAUUAUUGGAAGCAUGUUUGCAGAAAAUCACAUGUUUGAUGGUAGCUAAGCUUGAGAUGCAAAAUUUGGCUGCUCAGAAUGGACAAUGGUGGCUCAGUUGGGAACUUUACUGUUUGUUUCUUCCCCACUGCUUUUCAUAUACCAAGGAUAAAAUAUUCAAAAUCGACUAGUCAUCUGCAUGUCAGAAGCCAGAAGGUAACGACCGUCAGAAUAACUUGAAAUUCAAUCUUUGGAUUUCUUUUUUCUGAUUCUUCCUUUCAAGCAUGCAACUUCCAUGUACCACGUGCAGAUCACAGGAUCUGUUGAGGAUUACUAUAUCAUUCUCCUUUCAGUUGGCAGAUCUUCUGCUUCAUCUACUACUGUUCUACUACUCUCACAAUCUUUCAUUUAUGGGAUUGUUGUCUUGUUGCACUACCAAUAUUGUAUUUUUUUCCAUGAACUUUGAUGAAGCCAACAAAUCACCAACUAUUCCCAAUUCUUUAUGAUCAUUCCACUCACCAAGCCCAGAUAGAAGUGGUGAUCCCUAUCAUGAUGCCUUCCUACUAUGACAAGUUCAUAGCAGUUUUCCAUUGAUACAAUUACUGAAGUAGUCACUGUCCCAUCCAUCGCCACCUCCUCUGUAUACAUUACUCUAUAAUUUCCUGCGGUAGCUUCAUUAUCAAUCUUCCUUUCUGUGGCAUUAUCACCAGCAAUACUUCCAUUCUGAAGGAGCCAUACCGUUGUCAGGUUGAUACUGUGUUGUCUAGCCAUCCGUGCCCCUAUUGCCAGUGCCUCCCUAUCAUCAUGUCCGCCCAAAAAUAGAACAGCAACACGAUAUGAAGACUGGCUGGGAUAAGAAGACGGCGCAUGCAAGCUAGUCCUGAGUGCAUUCAGAAUCCCACGAUCAACCAGGAUUGCCGUUGAGCAAGGUGCCUUGUCAAGGACAUUUUCAUUUGCUACCUGAAUGGCCCGUUUGUGGAAGGUUGCUACAUCACUCGCUUGGAAUCUCUUGUGAGAGGAACUAUGAUAAGGGAAGUCCUUUGUCUAGUGCAAUUGUGCACACAUCAUCGUGCAUUGUUUUAGAUGGACAAAUUGCAGUAUAAGGGUGACCAUGGUUGCUAUCCUCAAAGUGUCUGAAGGCAUUGAUUACUUGUUCUGUGCUUUUGACCUUUCUAGAGGGCCUUUUACUCAGCUUGCGGGGGAUUAGCAGGGGGUUUGCACGAUCAACAGUCUCAAUGAGGCGGAGGAGAUAGACACAUAUAGGACUUCUUCUUAUGGGAUUUAAGACUUCAAGGAGUUUGAUGGCAGCGGGAGCAUUUUCAUGUUCAUGGAUACAAACUAGCACUCGAAGUUCAAAUUGGGUUUUAGGUUCAUCAUAGUUCUUCUCCUAUAAACAGCCUACCUUCUUGAAGGAUCAUAUAAGCAUUUAAUGAUAAGGGAUACGGUUCCUGUCACAAGCAUCGUGGAUAGGGCCAUGAUCACAAAGGCCUCAUUGUCUAUUGCCUGCACAUCAUUAUGAAUUCAAUUCAUCACAUUGGUUAAGGCAACAGCCAUUUAUAAUUAUUUAUAGCAGAUACUGUUGUAACUCUUGCUUGCAAUUAAGAAUCUACAGGCAGUGAGAAUUAUUAGUUUUGAC